Molecule: messenger RNA, 756 nt
Organism: Entrophospora candida
Lineage: Eukaryota; Fungi; Glomeromycota; Glomeromycetes; Entrophosporales; Entrophosporaceae
Source: the annotation of a GenBank genome assembly
AUGAAAGAACUUGUUCUUGAACAAGCCCCAAGAAAAAUUAAACACAUCCAAUUUAGUGUACUUUCUCCACAAGAAAUUGUUAAAAAUGCACAUUUGGCAAUUACACAUCGAGAUCUAUUCAAUGAUAAUAGAGCUCCAAUGGAAAACGGUGUCUUAGAUACACGUUUAGGUACCUCUGAUCAUGAUAGGUCAUGUGAAACCUGCGGUGAAAAAAUGGCACAAUGCAUUGGCCAUUUCGGUUAUAUUAAAUUGAUUUUACCGGUGUUUCAUAUUGGUUAUUUCAAAGCUGUUAUACAAAUGUUACAAAAUAUUUGCAAGACUUGUAGUCGUGUAUUACUGGAGGAAAAUGAUCGUAGAUUAUUCCUUAAGAGACUAAGAAGCUCAAAAGAAGCACCAUCAAGGCAAAAAAUCGAAAAAUCUGUAAAUGCAUUAUGUAAAAAGACUGUCGAAUGUCCAUAUUGUGGUGCAAUUAAUGGUUCUGUGAAAAAAGUUGGUGCAAUAAAAAUUAUUCAUGAAAAAUACAAAUCAAAAAAAGCUCAAGAAGAACAUGAAAAAUUUAAAAUUGCCUUUGGAAAUGCUAUUGAACAUACACCUGAAUUAAAAUCUCAUUUACAUAAAGCACAGGAUGACUUAAAUCCUUUAAAAGUUCUGGAGCUAUUCAAAGGGAUUUCUGAUGAGGAUUGUGAAUUACUUGGAUUGGAUCCAAAAAAUUCUCGUCCAGAGUUAUUUAUAUGGCAACGUGUCCCUGUUCCUCCU